Messenger RNA from Castor canadensis (American beaver), 1937 nucleotides. RefSeq names its product SRY-box transcription factor 9 (gene Sox9). Lineage: Eukaryota; Metazoa; Chordata; Mammalia; Rodentia; Castoridae. The record is from RefSeq and is a predicted model, not a curated record. Gene Ontology annotation, cellular component: nucleus. Gene Ontology annotation, molecular function: DNA-binding transcription factor activity, RNA polymerase II-specific; RNA polymerase II cis-regulatory region sequence-specific DNA binding. Gene Ontology annotation, biological process: negative regulation of transcription by RNA polymerase II; chondrocyte differentiation; oligodendrocyte differentiation.
GAGCCGAGAGCGGAGCUCCGAACUGCCUGGAAACUUCUGUAGCGCUACGACUUGCCAGUUUCACUCCGGAGAACUUUUCUUUGCAGGAGGAGUGCAAGUGCCCCAGUUUUGCUUUCUUCCCCUCCUCCUUCUCCUUUCCUAUUCGCCUUCCCCAUUUGGAGCGAGCAGCUAAGGAUCGGCCACCCAGCGCGCCUUGCUGAGUGCUCGCUGCCACAGCCAGGUGACGCGCCAGCUUUCCCGGGAGCCGCUCGCUCCGCGUCCGAGUCCGGGCAGCCGAGGGGAGAGGAGCCCGCGCCUCGAGUCCCCGAGCCGCCGCGGCUUCUCGCCUUUCCCGGCCACCCGCCCCCUGCCCCGGGUCCGCGUAUGAAUCUCCUGGACCCCUUCAUGAAGAUGACCGACGAGCAGGAGAAGGGCCUGUCCGGCGCCCCCAGCCCCACCAUGUCUGAGGACUCGGCUGGCUCUCCCUGCCCCUCGGGCUCGGGCUCCGACACUGAGAACACGAGGCCCCAGGAGAACACGUUCCCCAAAGGCGAGCCGGACCUGAAGAAGGAGAGCGAGGAGGACAAGUUUCCCGUGUGCAUCCGCGAGGCGGUCAGCCAGGUGCUCAAGGGCUACGACUGGACGCUGGUGCCCAUGCCAGUGCGCGUCAACGGCUCCAGCAAGAACAAGCCGCACGUCAAGCGGCCCAUGAACGCCUUCAUGGUGUGGGCGCAGGCGGCGCGCAGGAAGCUGGCCGAUCAGUACCCGCACCUGCACAACGCCGAGCUCAGCAAGACCCUGGGCAAGCUCUGGAGACUGCUGAACGAGAGCGAGAAGCGGCCUUUCGUGGAGGAGGCGGAGCGGCUGCGCGUGCAGCACAAGAAGGACCACCCGGAUUACAAGUACCAGCCAAGGCGGAGGAAGUCGGUGAAGAACGGGCAGGCGGAGGCCGAGGAGGCCACAGAGCAGACCCAUAUCUCUCCCAAUGCCAUCUUCAAGGCGCUGCAGGCCGACUCGCCGCACUCCUCCUCUGGCAUGAGCGAGGUGCACUCCCCUGGCGAGCACUCCGGGCAGUCCCAGGGCCCACCGACCCCACCCACCACUCCCAAAACCGAUGUACAGGCGGGCAAGGCUGAUCUGAAGAGAGAGGGGCGCCCUCUGCCAGAGGGGGGCCGACAGCCCCCCAUCGACUUCCGUGACGUGGACAUCGGUGAGCUGAGCAGCGACGUCAUCUCCAACAUUGAGACCUUCGACGUCAACGAAUUCGACCAGUACCUGCCGCCCAAUGGUCACCCCGGGGUGCCGGCCACGCAUGGCCAGGUCUCCUACACCGGCAGCUAUGGCAUUAGCAGCACCGCAGCAACCCCUGGGAGCGCGGGCCACGUGUGGAUGUCCAAGCAGCAGGCGCCGCCGCCGCCCCCGCAGCAGCCUCCGCAGGCCCCCCAAGCCCCACAGGCGCCCCCGCAACAGCAGCAGCAGGCGCCCCCGCAACAGCAGGCAGCGCCCCCGCAGCAGCAGCAAGCACACACGCUGACCACGCUGAGCAGCGAGCCAGGCCAGUCCCAGCGAACGCACAUCAAGACGGAGCAGCUGAGCCCCAGCCACUACAGCGAGCAGCAGCAGCACUCGCCCCAGCAGAUCGCUUACAGCCCCUUCAACCUCCCGCACUACAGCCCCUCCUACCCGCCCAUCACCCGCUCACAGUACGACUACACCGACCACCAGAACUCCGGCUCCUACUACAGCCACGCGGCGGGCCAGGGCUCUGGUCUCUACUCCACCUUCACCUACAUGAACCCCGCCCAGCGCCCCAUGUACACCCCCAUCGCUGACACCUCCGGGGUUCCUUCCAUCCCGCAGACCCACAGCCCUCAGCACUGGGAGCAACCCGUCUACACACAGCUCACCAGACCGUAAGGAGACCUUGAACAAAGGGCAGUGAUGGCCGAGAUGAUCUU